CAACACUGAUAAUGGGUACUGAUAGCACUGAUAGGUGGCACUGACUGACAUCACUGCUGGGCACUGACUGGCACAACUGCUGGGCACUGACUGGCAGCACUGCUGGGCACUGACAGGCACAACUGCUGGGCACUGACUGGUGGCACUGACUUGCAGCACUGCUGGGCUGCACUGAUGGGCACUGGUGGGUGGCACUGGUGUGUGGCACUACUGGGCACAGGUGGGCGCACUGCUGGGUGGCACAGGUGGGCGCACUGCUGGGUGGCACAGGUGGGCGCACUGCUGGGUGGCACAGGUGGGCGCACUGCUGGGUGGCACAGGUGGGCGCACUGCUGGGUGGCACAGGUGGGCGCACUGCUGGGUGGCACAGGUGGGCGCACUGCUGGGCACAGGUGGGCGGAACUUGUGUGUGGCACUGCUGGGCACCGAUCAUCAGGGCACUGACCGGUGCCGAUCCCCGCUCUGACAACUGUCAGUUUUCGGCAGUAGUUUCCUCACGAUCUGACAGCGUGAGGAAACGUGUCAUUGGACACGGCUGAUCAC
Molecule: messenger RNA, 543 nt
Organism: Staurois parvus
Lineage: Eukaryota; Metazoa; Chordata; Amphibia; Anura; Ranidae
Source: the annotation of a GenBank genome assembly